Molecule: messenger RNA, 2210 nt
Organism: Synchiropus splendidus (mandarinfish)
Lineage: Eukaryota; Metazoa; Chordata; Actinopteri; Syngnathiformes; Callionymidae
Gene: ccdc107
Product: coiled-coil domain containing 107
Exons: 6
Coding region: 162-1145 (327 amino acids)
Biological process (GO): protein localization to cell surface; synaptic transmission, cholinergic
Cellular component (GO): neuronal cell body; neuron projection; intracellular membrane-bounded organelle
Source: RefSeq, a predicted model, not a curated record
GCGGAUGUGCUCGGCUCACUGUUAGCUUGUUUGUAUUGAAGCAGCUGCCAGAGCCGUUGUGUUGACCUCACGACUCUGGUCGACUCAUUUACCUCCGGCUUGUGGACCGGUGGCUUCGGCGGUUCUGUCUGCGGCCUCUUUGGUCGGUUCUGACCUGCAGGAUGGUGCUCACCACGUCCCAACAGGUCGCGCUGGCGUUCACCGUGGUUCUGUUCACGUUCGUCGUCCUGCCCAGAAUGUUCGGGGUCGGUGUCGGCAGUGGGACGAAGGAGACCAGAUACGACUCCCGAUUCAGCAAAAAAGGUCCUGGUCCAGGUGGGGUCAGAAGCCAGCCAGUCAAGAUGAACGCCCCUGGCUCUCCACAGACCCCGGAGAACCUGCAGCAGAUGAAGAAACUGAUGGAGCAAGAGAUGAAGAGUGACAAGUUCAAAUCCAACAGCAACAAGGGCUACGUCUUCACACUCAUGCCGCUCUACGCUAUCGGAGUGGGAGUGUUCGCCGCGUACAAGUUCUUAAAGAUCAAGUCCGCUGACGACCAGGCGCAGAAGGAUAAGUUUGCAAAAGGAGCCAAAAAGUCAGCCGAGGCAGAGAACCAGCUAAAUGAACUGGAACAAAGGCUGGCGCAGACCGAACGGAUGCUCAACUCUAUUCUCACGCAGCUGGACCCGCUCACCAACUGUGUGAAGUCGGUGGCUCAGGAGCAGAAGAACGAGAUCAUGAGUCAGCUCCAGACCAUCCGCUACCUGAUGAAGAAGAGAGGGAUGGACUGUCCGCCGCUCAACAUCAACGAAGCUUCGUGUGAACGUAAUCUGGACGACUUGAUCGAGUCCCUUGGGGCCAGCGACUCUGCAGCAGCCAGUGAAACUCCUCAGGUAGACUCUCAGGUCUCUGAAGGGAACUUGUCUGCUGGAGAACAUAUCCAUCAGGAAACAGAGCAGCCGGAAACUACAGAUGAAGACAUGAAGGAACUCGUCCCGGAGCACUCCAAGGUUGAAGCGUUAGAAGAAGAAGAAGAAGAAGAGGAGGAGGAGGAGGGAGAGGACGGACCUGAGGAUGUGAUGCCAUUAUUGGAGGACACAAACGUGGAGGAGGUGGGAGCAGAGGAGCCAACCUCAGGCCUGAGGCGGCGCGUUAGGCCUGAAUGAACUGGCUGCUUGCACUGUACAGAUGUGAUAAAAAAUAUUUAUUAUUUUUAAUACCAAUCCUGCUUCACCUCCACACGACCUUCUGAACCUGCUCACCUGGGUUCUGUUACAGAGCAUAUUUAUGUGUUUUACCAAGUCAUAACUUAUAGUUUUCUUUAUGAAAUCUCACAGAAUCACUACAUUUGAUCAGACUGUUCCUUAGAGACGAGGUGAGAACCCCGGUCGUCCGGGAGAGACUCGAAGCCGUGAAGCUAAUCCUCCGCAUCAGGAGCAGCCAGUUGAAGUGGCACAGCCAUCUUGUCAACAAGUCUCCUAAUUUACCAAAUGUUAGGAGAGAAAAAGUGUCUUGAAUUUAUAGUCAAGAGCUUAGACCCUUCACAGGAUUCUGAGAUGUUUCAGUGGAGAUCUAAUGGAGAUGUAACACGCCUCUAACUGAGCACAGAGAAGCCAGUGGUCAUUCCCCCUGUAUCUGUGAUGGUAACUACAGUGAAACUGGAGACUUUGUAUUCUGGCUCAGACCUCCACCUCUGAUCAGUGGCAGAAAAUGGAUUGAUUUUCUAUUUAUUACUUAUUUUAGCUUUGAGCAUGUUGCCCGGUCAUGAUCUUUGUGCUUUCCCUUUUUCUGAGGAAUUCAGUUUAUAUUUGAACAAUAUAAACUGCGAUGUAUCCUCUGAAUAUGAAAAAAACAAAACGUUUUCAAAUCGGCUUCCAUCAUCUUUAACUCGCAGAUGAAUGUCUUGGAUGGAUUCUUAAAGGUUUUAUAUGAUGGGAUUACAGCUACAUUCACAACCAAAGUGCAUGUUUUUGAAGAUUUAUUAUUAUUAUUAUUAUUUUUUUAAUAUCUCUGUUGCAUUGUGAAGUCGUUCAUGGAAGUGUAAACCCAUAUCAAAGCACAUGAAAACAGAAAUAAAGUCACUAAUAUGCAAUUCCAUGACCUGGAAACAAAUCUGUGCUCAACUGCGCCGUGUACUAUGAUUGACUUGAAAAAAUUCCUCAAGUGACACGGAAUUCAAUUUCAAUGUGCUUGCACUCAUACCAUGCUACGCUAAUGACCGGUGCUGGAAU